Anopheles merus is the source of this 704-nucleotide messenger RNA. RefSeq lists its product as uncharacterized. Gene Ontology annotation, molecular function: SNARE binding; SNAP receptor activity. Gene Ontology annotation, cellular component: endoplasmic reticulum membrane; late endosome membrane; SNARE complex. The transcript has 2 exons. The record is from RefSeq and is a predicted model, not a curated record. Gene Ontology annotation, biological process: regulation of protein localization to plasma membrane; Golgi to vacuole transport; macroautophagy. The coding region runs from base 115 to 450 and encodes 111 amino acids. Lineage: Eukaryota; Metazoa; Arthropoda; Insecta; Diptera; Culicidae.
CGCCGUUCGGAUCCCACAAACAUUCCUUCCAAAACAAACAACAAAGCUUAUCGCUUUUACGCACUUCGUCGGUCUCGAAUUAGUGGCCAAUACAACACAGCUCGGUUAGUAGCAAUGGCCGAUUACGACUGGAAUGAGCAACACCGGCAGCAGGUCCUGCAGGGACGACAGAUUCUAGAGCGCACUUCCGCUAGUCUGGCCCGAUCAAACCAGAUCGCCAUCGAGACGGAACAUACGGGUCAUGAGGUAAUAAACGAGCUUGAGGUGCAGCGAGAAUCUUUGCUGCGGAGCCAGCGCCGGCUGGAAAAUGCCAACGAUGAUCUGAGCAAAUCCGGCGCCAUCAUCCGUGCGAUGAAAAGGAAUGUGCUGUACAAUAAGCUCAUUCUCAUCAUGAUCAUCGUGAUGGAGGUGGUCAUUCUAGCGGGCAUGAUCGCGCUGAAGUUUAUGUAGCGAACCUGCAUUCCCUACAAGCUACAAGCCAAAGCGUAAAUGCAUCAGAACAUGCCGCUAUGGAAAGGGAAGAAAAUGUCCCCUUGUCGUGCAAUUUUUUCUUGCUAAAUUCGAUACAUUCAAAAAACCGCCUUUUCCCAUAGCAAGCAAAAACAAUCGUUAAUCAGUUCACAUUUAUUGUAUCCCUCUACAAUACAAUCCAAUAGUAUAAUCUUCGGUGAAUAAUAAUAAAAAAAAUACUCUCAAUAACCUUA